AUGGAGGACAGGAGCCCCUGCAAGAAGAGCUGCCCGGAGGCCGGCGGGGGCAGCGGGGCGGCCCUGGUGGCGGCGGCGGCGGCAGGCGGCGGCUACCGGGCCCACCACGCGGCCCCCGGCCAGCUGGAGCUGGAGGCCAAGAUCCAGAAGGCCGUGGAGUUCAAGGCGGAAGGCGGCCGCUGCUACAAGCAGAAGAAGUUCCGCGAGGCCAUCGGCAAAUACCACCGCGCCCUUCUGCAGCUCAAGGGGCUGCAGGCGGCCAGCGAGGGGGCGGCGGCGGCGGCGGAGCAGGGCCUGCUGGGCAGGCCGGGCUGGCAGCGGCUCUCCGAGGAGCAGCGGGCGCUGGUGGAGAGCACCGAAGUGGAGUGCUACAACAGCCUAACAGCCUGCCUGCUGCAGUCGGAGCUGGUGAACUACGAGCGGGUGCGCGAGUAUUGCCUCAAGGUGCUCGCCAGGGAGAAGAGCAACUUCAAAGCCAUGUACCGUGCCGGCAUCGCCUUCUACCACCUGGGGGACUACAACAACGCCCUGCUCUAUCUGAAAGAGGCCAAGAACCGCGAGCCCACGGAUACCAACGUCCUGCGGUACAUUCAGCUGACAGAGAUUAAGAUCAGCCGCUGCAACCAGCGGGACAAGGAGGCGAUGGCGUAGCCCGGGGCCGGCCUCAACAGCCCCACCACCACCACCACCACCGCCGCAUCAGCGAGGGACAGAGCCUUCUACACACGGUGCCAACAGUGCCCAGGAUCCACCCGCUGCCCUCCAUGAUCCAGGAAAGUGCCAUCAGGCGCCCGCCAUGCCUGGCAGAGGCUGCAGCCGGAGCAUCGCUCUCGACGGACAGUUUGGCUCCGGCCCUCUUGGCUGCGGGACGCGAUAAUGUAGCAUUUUGCCCAAACACUGUUGGGGUUGCUUAUUUAUCUAUAUGUAUUUUUA
This is a messenger RNA of Elgaria multicarinata webbii, 933 nucleotides long. RefSeq names its product tetratricopeptide repeat domain 9B (gene TTC9B). The record is from RefSeq and is a predicted model, not a curated record. Bases 1 to 651 code for a protein of 216 amino acids. Gene Ontology annotation, molecular function: protein binding. The transcript is spliced from 3 exons. Lineage: Eukaryota; Metazoa; Chordata; Lepidosauria; Squamata; Anguidae.